CGAUUCGAUUUUUGCUCCCAUCAGUCACGAUGUAAUUCUCUUCCAGCUAGGGACACAAACACAAACACCUCCGGGAACCUGCUGCUGGAUCUGCUGCGUUCUCCGGCAAAGAAAGUGCUUCGUUUUGGUGCCAGUAGUGCACGGCCCCGUAAAACAAAGCAGAUAGUCUCAGACCGUAACCUGGCGGAAAUUUGCAACACCCCUUCCGUGUUUGACCAAUUUGCAGUGCGUUUUCUUCCAAAAAGAACCAGUGAAAAAAACCAGGCGCCUCCAUAGCAACUGCAAGGCACACUGCGCCAUUUUCUGUACUCGGUCGGAAGUUGUCGAUAAUAAUCAUCACCAGCGCUCGGGCACUGGCAGCAGCCGAGCACCAGGCCGCAGCAAAAUGCAGCUCGUUAAUCGAAUCAUCGAGGCCGUCAACUUGCCGCUGUCGCCCAAAUAUCUGCGCGUCACGGCCAUUCUCAUCGCCAUCUAUAAAGUGCUGACGGCACACGUGUUCCUGUUUGUGAUGCUGCUCGGGCUGGCGCAUGCCGAGGAGAUGAGCACCAUCCUGCAGAUGAGCAUCGCCGACCAGAAGGACGGCGAGUACAUCUGGACGACGAGCGAGCAGGAGGAGUCGAUCAACGAGUGGCGCUUCAAGUCCGCGGAAAAGCUCGCUUCCGUGACGCUUUGCGUGCUUUACAUCGGCACAACGGUGGCCACCAUCUAUGUGCUGAGCUGUUUGGGGCUUUUGAUCGGUACGCUUCGCAACCGGCACGAGUUCUUCAUCCCCUGGAUGGUGGUGGACUUCUUCGGUACGCUUGCCAUCGGAUCGGUGGUGCUGGCGUGCGGCUGCAAUGACUCCACCUACCAAUACGUGGCCGAGUGGGAGUACUGGGGUUUCUGCACGAUCAUGUUCAUCUUCAACGCAACCGUCUGGUGCGUCAUUCGGCUCUUCUACAAGAAUCUCGUCCACAUGACCAAGCUGCGGGAGGUAGCGAUCGUGGCGAUUCCGUGCCCGGCUGCUGUACCGCCGACCGCAAACGGGGCCUGCACCAACACUACCACCAACACCACCACCACCACCAACACCGGCAAAUGCCCCAACGGCAUACCGCAUCACUAUCGCAAGGAGAACAUGCACCUGAGCGACGGUGGACUGAAGCACAUUCUCUUCGAUGCCAACGAGGCCAACUAUCUGGUGUAAGGCGGUGUCAGCCAGCGGACCGAGACACAGUUGGGCGACAGUUUUCGGCGUCUUCGUGCACGCACAAAUGGCAAUGAUCGCGAUAGUGGAAUGGUACAUUUAUUGCUGUGAAAAGGAGGACGAUGAAGGAGUACCAUCUCUUUCUCUCGCUCCUCACAUUGAUUGUUCCAAUCAUCAUCAACCAUAAAAACUGCAUUUUACUGUUAGCUGUUGGCCCACAGGCAGCCAGGCCGGCUUGCGUAGUUGGAUCCUUCUGCUUCCUUCGCGUCCCUCCCAUUGGAACGUUCCGAAUGUUGCCGUGUGUGGUUGUCUGGUUGUCUAUCCCCCUGGAUUGGAGGGUAAAUGGGAGAGGGAGGGUGUGGGGUGAUUUUGUGCAAAGAGCGAACGAUUUGCAAAUUUAGACACAUUGGUUUUGCUGACAGAAAAAAAACGAUACAAGCAGCAGCACGUCACAAGCGCGCGCGGCUGCACUAGCUGUUUGUUGUAUUGGAAUAUGUAGUAGAGGAAAUUCUCCUAUAAUAAAAAAAAUUACCAAUAA
Molecule: messenger RNA, 1724 nt
Organism: Anopheles merus
Lineage: Eukaryota; Metazoa; Arthropoda; Insecta; Diptera; Culicidae
Exons: 5
Coding region: 386-1186 (266 amino acids)
Source: RefSeq, a predicted model, not a curated record